Python bivittatus (Burmese python) is the source of this 1685-nucleotide messenger RNA. NCBI's taxonomy places the organism in Eukaryota, Metazoa, Chordata, Lepidosauria, Squamata, Pythonidae. The record is from RefSeq and is a predicted model, not a curated record.
CGCCGGUCGGGCAAGCGAGGAAGGCUGUUGGGAAGGUCGCUCUCUUCCAGCGUGGUCGACAGGCCACGCUGGAGCAGCCCGCGGGUUGUCUGCCUGGAAGGUGCUUGGACCGGGGGGAGGCUGCUUUUAGGGGCACUUGUCUUUCUGUUUCAGUCCCUGGUCUUGGUGUCUCACCUUCCCUACGUGAAUCUCUUCCACUCUCUGCUGCACCUCAUCGCACCUGAAUACUUUGAGAAGCUCGAUCCAUGUCUGGAGGCAGUGUGCAGUGAGAUUGAUCAGUGGCCGCCCCCUGUGCCUGGCCAAACGCUGAACCUCCCGGUGAUGGGGGUUGUUAUUCAGGUGAGGAUUCCUUCCCGGGUGGACAGGCCUGACUCCUGCCCCGUCAAGCCACUGAUUCAGGAGAACCUCCUGCCUGCUCCCCUCAUCCUCCCCAGUGUUUCUGAACUGGACCUCUUCAGGUGCUUCCAGUCGGUGCUGGUCCAUAUUCAGCUGCUGUGGGAGCUCAUUCUGCUUGGGGAGCCCCUGGUUGUCGUGGCUCCAUCCCCCGCCGUGUCCUCCGAGGUGGUCCUUGCCCUAGUCAGCUGCCUUGCGCCCUUGAAGUACUGCUGCGAUUUCCGCCCCUACUUUACUAUCCACGACAGCGAGUUCAAGGAGUACACAACGCGGACCCAGGCCCCCCCCAGCGUGCUCUUGGGAGUCACAAAUCCCUUCUUCAUCAAGAUGCUGCAGCACUGGCCCCACAUCCUUCGCCUUGGGGACCUCCGGAUGGCCGGGGACUUGCCCAAGCAGGUCAAAUUGAAGAAACUUGCCAAGCUGAAAAUACUGGACACCAAGCCAGGACUUUACACGUCAUACAAAAUGUUCUUGCACAAGGACAAGACGCUGAUCAAGAGGCUCUUAAAGGGCAUCCGCAAGAAGCGCCCGUCUGAGGCCCAGAGUGCCCUGCUGAGACGCCAGCUCUUGGAGCUCACCCAGAGCUUCAUAAUCCCCCUGGAGCACUACAUGGCCAGCCUCAUGCCUUUGCAGAGGACCAUCACCCCGUGGAAGACUCCCCCUCAGAUCCACCCUUUCCAUCAGGAAGACUUCCUGAAGACCUUGGAACAUGCUGGGCCCCAGCUCACCUGUAUGCUCAAGGGGGAUUGGCUGGGCCUUUACAGGCGGUUCUUCAAGUCACCCAACUUCGAUGGCUGGUUUCGUCAGAGGCACAGAGAGAUGAGGCACAAGCUGGAAGCCCUGCGCUUGGAGGCUGUCAGUGAAGCGAACAUCAGGGCCUGGAUGAUGGACAAAUCUGAGGCAGAGGCCGUGGACAUGGUGCUGAAGCUGCGUGAGAAGCUGGUGCAAGCCAGGAGCCAACACCUCCCUGUGAAGGAGGAGACGCUGCAGCGCGUGCAUCAGCACAUCACUGUUGUGGUCAGGUCGCUGCCGGAGGAUCUCCAAGCCAUUCUGUGUCACCAGUAAACACAGAAUGGGGGGAGUUCAGGGGGUGAGACUUAGGAGGGAGGGGGCUUUCCCUCUGAGCUCUGUGGUGGCCCAUUUGCACUGGUUAGGUGGGCUGUGAACGAAGAAGUUGCCUAGCCUGUAUGGAACCAGAGCGGCACAGCUGGGGUGUGUGUUUGUGUGGGAUGUGCAAUGGUGGUGUAUUCCCAAGAGAAAUAAUAAAGCUUAAUUAUCAGAAGGUCCCUCAA